CAAGACCAUUUGUCCCAUCGCCAAUGCUGCAAUCCCUUUACAGCUGUAGACGGUCGCUUCUUCGAUCGAUCACUGGAUUUUGUUGAGGGUCCAUUUCCGGUUCAGUGAUGAGUGAGUGCUUGCAACUGGCCACUCUGGGCCGGCCUUUCCAGUUGGGAAUGCUGUACGACUGCCGAUCAGAUGCUCUGAUCCCAGGCGUCACCUUGUGGGACUUGCAGACACUGCAGAGCAACCUUGACUGUCGUGAGCAGCCCUGCACUGAGUUUCACAUCAUUGCAUCAGACUCCAUGGAGAAGAAAGCCAAUGCCCUCGAUGUGUCAGCAUCACUGAAAGUUAGUUUCCUGUGUGGGUUAGUGGAGGUGAAAGGGUCGGCAAAAUAUCUCAGAGACACGAAGGAAUCAAAGCAACAAGCACGAGUUACCCUUCAGUACAAAGCAACAACCAGGUUUGAACAACUGACAAUGAGUCACUUAGGGAGACAGAAUAUUACCUACCCGAGUGUGUUUGAUGAGGGCUCAGCCACCCAUGUCAUUACAGCAGUGCUGUAUGGGGCCCAGGCCUUCUUUGUGUUUGACCAAAUGGCUUCAUCAACAGAGAAGAUACAGGAUAUUCAGGGUAACAUGGAGGCAACAAUUAAAUGUCUCCCUAUGAUUGCGAUUCAGGGCGAGGCCUCCCUAGAAAUGACAGAAGAACACAAGUCUCAUACCGAGAAAUUUAGCUGCACCUUUUACGGGGACUUCUCGUUGAAGAACAAUCCCACCACCUUCAAAGACGCCAUCAAUAUCUAUGCAACACUUCCAAACCUACUGGGCUCAGAUGGAGAGCAUUCAGUGCCCAUCAGAGUCUGGCUCUAUCCUCUCAAUAAACUUGACUCAAAAGCUGCUCAACUGGUGAGGGGGAUCAGCGUGCGACUGGUCAAUUGCUGCCAGGAUGUCCUAGAACAGCUCAAAGAGGCCAUGAUGAGGUGCAAUGACCUGAUGAAAGACAGUGUCGCAGUUCAGUUUCCUGAAAUUAUAGAUAUUAUACUUGAAUUCCAAAAGAUGUGUCUGGAGUACAAAUUAGGUUUCCAGGGGACUUUAUGUAAAGCUUUACCGUCCAUCCGGGGAGGAGGCGAGGAGGAAGUGUUGCUGGUGAACAUACUGAAGAACAGGGAGCAGUCACCAUUCAAACACCAGGCACUGACCACAUGGCUGGAUGACAAGGCACGGGAGAUGAGGGUUGUGGGACGUUACCUCAGAAUAUUGAAAGAUAUACCAGUUGUGAAAUCAGAGAGUGAGUUAGAUGAAAUGUUUAUGGAUUUAGCAACAGUUUACGUGGUCUGCUUUACAUUUACAAAAUUACAUCAUGAGGAUCUCUACCUGUCAGAGGCAAACAACUACCUCCAAUCUCCCACAGCUCAGAAAAUAGAGACACAACCUCCUGUUGAUGGAGCCUGUACAAAACGACAAAGUGACUCCUGGCUUACCUUGCCAUCUGUGUCCCAGCAGAUGAGGAAGACAUCAGAAUCAUUCCUGGAAUUUGCCACCGCCAAUAUAGCAGAUGGGAAAAUAAAAUUUGCUGUUGGAUCUGUGCGGGAUGACAGCAACAUAGGAGCCUCAAUUUACCUGUAUGAUGGAGGACGUCUGGAGAACCAGUGCUUUGUUCCUCCGUCACAGCCCGAGAUACCUACGUCUAGUAGAACAACACAUGACAGUGUGACUCUGCAGUUACAGCCACCAACAUUUGGUGCCGGUGAGAUUGUGGGCUACAAGGUAGAGUACCGAGGUAGCCAGCAGGAGGAAUGGACAAUUCUGGAUACACCUGAUCAAUGCCACUCCUUCACAAUACCUGGGUUAGAGCCACACCAGGAGUAUCACUUCCGAUACAGAGCAGUGACCAAGGUAGGGGUCAGCAAGGUUAGUGAGAGCUACAGGGGCAUCACCCGGCCAGCAAGUCCACCUGGUAAACCAGUCUUCCAGGAUUGUUCACCCAGCGCAGCACUGCACUGGGACAGACCAGGUCAGAUUGGAGCUGAUGUUAAUAUAUUUCGGUACAGCAUUGAAUAUAGAGAAGAACCGUCAGUUAAUUUAACCAUGAAAGGUGGAUUAUGGGAGGAAGUUAAGACAACAGACACACAAUGCCACUAUUGUUUAGAGGGACUGAAACCCAUGACCGUCUACCGAGUCCGAGUGUCUGCUGACUGUGGUGAAACAGGGUCUAGUGAAGUAAGUGAGGAGGUUUCAAUAAAAAUAGGAAACACACCAAUCAGAAUAGCCCGGAAACUUCGCACAGACACUAAAUUAAUAUCCAAAGGAAACCCUUCCAUUUACAAGCUCAAACUACAGGAGGAGAUAGCUGAUAAAGUCAAACAGCUUGUGAAAUGCUCCUUCGGAAAACCCACCUCAAAACACACAAAGACAAUUAUGGUUCUGGGAGCAACUGGCUCAGGAAAGACAACCCUCAUCAAUGGGAUGAUCAACUACAUCUUGGGCGUGGAAUGGGGAGACAAUUUCAGAUACAAGUUAAUAGCGGAGGAAACAGGAAAAUCCCAGGCUGAGAGUCAGACAUCCUCCAUCACUGCCUACCAGCUCCACCAUCAGAAAGGAUUUAACAUCGAUUACUCUCUGACGAUCAUUGACACACCAGGAUUCGGGGACACCAGGGGCAUCAGCCGGGAUCAACUGAUCACUGAGCAAAUCCGUGAAUUCUUCUCUUCCCCACAGGGUGUUGAUCAGAUUGAUGCCGUGUGUUUUGUUGCUCAAGCCUCCCUGGCUCGCCUGACUCACGCACAGAAAUAUGUCUUUGAUUCGAUUCUUGCUAUUUUUGGCAAAGAUAUUGCAGAAAACAUUCAGAUCCUGGUGACGUUCGCAGACGGACAGCCUCCCCCCAUCCUGAGUGCCCUGAAAUUAGCUGAGGUACCGUGUCCCAAAGACAAGUGUACGGGUCUGCCAGUACACUUCAAGUUUAAC
This is a messenger RNA of Amblyraja radiata (thorny skate), 2948 nucleotides long. Its product is annotated as stonustoxin subunit alpha-like. Lineage: Eukaryota; Metazoa; Chordata; Chondrichthyes; Rajiformes; Rajidae. The transcript has 3 exons. Gene Ontology annotation, molecular function: GTP binding; protein binding. The record is from RefSeq and is a predicted model, not a curated record. The annotation marks the transcript as partial.